AUGUUGACCUUAGCCAGGAUUCUGAUGAUUUCAACUUUGUUUAGUUCGCUACUAUUUGGGAGCCAUGGGAAAGAAAAUCCAGACAUAAACACAACACAAAGCAUUAUAGAAGGUUUGAAACCAACGGGAAAUAAACCUACUUCUUUGGAGAGUGAAGCAAAUUUAAAUUCAAAUAAUGAAAAUAGAAACACCUCGAAUCCCAACACAAGUCAUUCCCCGCUUUUGGAUCUAUUGAACAAAGUCCAUGGAAUGACAGAUUUCUCUGGUAACUUGUCAACAGAGAACUCUUCCGGGAGUCCGAGACCCACAUCCACAUUAACCACAACCCCUCCCUUGAUUCAUAGCUUUGUUUCUAAAUUGCCUUGGAACACAUCUAUAGUGAAUAACAAUCCUUUGCUAGUCUCACCACAUCCCAAUGCUACACCUGCUGUAUCUUCAGAAAAGUUCACUUCGUCUUUGGCCAGUAAUACCAUGAAAACUCCUGACAACGGUUCCAGUACAGCUGGCAUCCUCCCUUCAGAAACAACUACCAAGUCUGUGACCCCCUUGAUAACAGAACAAACUGGAUGGCAUACCACAAACGGUGAUAGCUUCACUGGCUUUACCCCCUAUCAAGAAAAGACAACUGUACAACCCACCUUAAAAUUCACCAAUAAUUCGAAACUCUUCCCAAACACGUCAGAUCCCCAAAAAGUUCUGCGAUUAGACAAUGCACCAGAACCUUAUGAUGUGAGUUUUGGAAACUCUAGCUACUACAACCCAGCUGGGAAUGAUUCAUCCAUGCCAGAAGGCCGAGAAAAUGCACGUGAUAGCAUUCCAAUGGAUGACAUACCUCCACUUCGUACCUCAGUAUAA
Messenger RNA from Propithecus coquereli (Coquerel's sifaka), 855 nucleotides. It is a transcript of the gene MUC15, whose product is annotated as mucin 15, cell surface associated. Bases 1 to 855 code for a protein of 284 amino acids. The record is from RefSeq and is a predicted model, not a curated record. The transcript has 2 exons. NCBI's taxonomy places the organism in Eukaryota, Metazoa, Chordata, Mammalia, Primates, Indriidae.